UCUUAAGUAUACCCCAACUGAGUAUAAUCGAAACGGAAUGUCUACCACUUCGGUGAUUUUGCUGAGCUUCUUUGUGAGUGCCACCGUGGCCUUAGUCUUUCCAGAACAAGAUUGCCCCGAAUACUUUACGUAUGGCAUGGAAAAAAACGGGAGUUAUAUAGGUGUUUUCACGGCGAAUGAAGCAGGCCAUAAUGUACUGCAAUUUAAUGCGACAUUUGCGUGGAAAAAAUUUAAUUAUCCUCUGAUAUCGGAUAUGGAGGCGUAUCCCAGCUAUGGUGAAGCCAUCGCAAAUAUUAACAAGGGACGUCUCGGCCAGACUUUUGUUCGAUUCAUAAAUAUUGGUGAUACGCUGCCCACACUUACUAAAUUCUACCUUAACAAUGAGUUACUGUGCAACUCAACAAUAAAAAAUGCUUGGAAGCGGCAUUAUACGAAAACAGCUUCAUUUACAUUAACCACCCUAGAAAAUAUACGAAAAGUCAAGAACACUCGGCCGAAAAUGCAUCCAAGCUUACCGGUAAUAAAACCCAGAGUAUUUAUAUAAUUUACUUACAUCACAAAUUAAAGUUUUAUAAACAUUCGAAUAAAAUUGAAUUUUUGAAAAAAAAUUGAGUUAAUUAGAAGAUGUUGUAUUCAUAACUUGUAUACCCUGCAUAGCAUAUGACAAUUUUCAAUUAAAAGUACAACAACGUUUUUAAAUGUAAGAA
Molecule: messenger RNA, 707 nt
Organism: Drosophila suzukii
Lineage: Eukaryota; Metazoa; Arthropoda; Insecta; Diptera; Drosophilidae
Source: RefSeq, a predicted model, not a curated record